CACGACAUGUUAAAUAUUUAUCACUUUUUAAAGAUCCUUGACCAUCAGUCGAAGCGAGCAGAAAGUUUUCCAAAAUAAUUGUCUUGAAAAAUUCCCCUUGAACCAAACCAAUCUUACACGAAGAACGUUAUUUUUUGGCUGAUUCAACCUUAUUUGCAAGUUCGCGUCACGUUUUCACACUUUGUCAUGAUUAUGCGACAAAAUUGGAAUUCCACGCCAUUUGUGAGCUGAGGUGUUGUUUAAUAAAUAAAUAGGUACCGCGAGAAACAACUGGUAGCUUUUUACUUUGUGAAACAAACGAUCAGCGCUGUCCUGUUGGAGAAAGCUCAGUACGGACACUUCCAGGUAUCUUUGAUCGUCGAAAAUGAAGCCUCGAAUUUUGAUAGUCGCGGUUGUUUUAGCUGUGGCACUUGGAGUAGAGAGCUCUGUUGUUCAAACGAAGCUGGCUGAGUUGAGGGCAAAGAGGAGUCCAUGUGGUGCAAGCUGUGCUCCCUCCUGCGCUCCUCUGUGUCAGCCAUCAUGUUGUGCUCCCCCUCCUCCACCACCACCCCCACCAAUGCCUGGUCCUCCUGGCACUCCCGGAUGCAUGGGACCUCCCGGUACUCCGGGAUGUCGCGGAACACCCGGUUUUAUGGGACCCAUGGGACCUAUGGGACCAAUGGGACCUCCUGGAGCCCCGGGACUCCCAGGAAUGGCCGCACCUCCUCAGCAGUGUCCUCCUGUUUGCCUGCGCUGGACGACAACUAUCCAACCAGGUGGAGGAAUGCCACAAGUGUCUCCAAUUCAGACCAUGCCGUGUCCUGCUCAAUGUCAGCAAGCUGGUUGCUGCUCUCCACCUCCUCCUCCGCCAGUAGUUAUGCCUGCUCCACCACCGGUGAUGCCUCCUCCACCUCCGGUUCAGCCACCACCACCUUGUCCUGACACAUGUCCCAAAGCUUGUUAUCCAGCCUGCACACCAAAGUGCUGCAAUCCGCAACCUCUCCCACCGCUUCCACCUCCAAUGCCCCCAAUGCCUCCCAUGCCACCUAUGAAUCCAUGCCAACCGUCCUGUGCUCCUACCUGUUGUCAAGGGCCACCUCCACCGAUGAUGAUGCAACCUCCUCCAAUGAUGCAACCUCCUCCAAUGAUGAUGCCACCUCCUAAUCCAAUGAUGAUGAUGCCUCCUCCACAGCAAAUGUGUCCAGCACCAUGUGCUCGAUCAUGCGCACCAUCUUGUAAACCUGAAUGUUGCGACAAGAAGAAGCGUGAUGCUGAAAGUUAGAUGGGCGAACCAGUAACGCAACCCAUGAUAUGAUAAGACGUUUACACCACUAUGGUGCCACAUUCUGCGGGGCGGUCAUCCAGGGGAGAGUGAGAAGCUCAGUCUUCGUUUCCUUUUUCCUGCUGUAAAUAUAAUGGAAAACCGUUUGUUUAUGACACGAAAGAAGCUCAUUUUGAGCGAGAUGAUGCCUACUUACCAUAUCAUUUCAAUUGAAUCAAACAGAACAACAAGGUUGUACUAUUCGGGCAAUUAAUAAAAUUAGCGUUUGAGUUACCCU
Orbicella faveolata is the source of this 1538-nucleotide messenger RNA. RefSeq lists its product as uncharacterized. The record is from RefSeq and is a predicted model, not a curated record. NCBI's taxonomy places the organism in Eukaryota, Metazoa, Cnidaria, Anthozoa, Scleractinia, Merulinidae.